AUGUUCCCCUUUUUAACAAGAAUGAAUUCAUCUAUAAGGAUGGGAGGAUUGAUUCUUGAGAGUUCUCCCAACACUUUUUCAAGGAACAUUAACCCUAUCGCUAAGAGAUUUAAACAUGAAUAUGCACCACGGUUUAAGAUCGUACAAAAGAAGCAAAAAGGUAGAGUGCCCGUUCGUACAGGUGGUUCAAUCAAGGGAUCCACUUUGCAAUUUGGGAAGUAUGGGUUACGACUGAAAAGCGAGGGUAUUAGGAUAUCUGCGCAACAGCUAAAAGAAGCAGAUAACGCUAUUAUGAGAUAUGUCAGGCCUUUAACCAAUGGUCAUUUAUGGAGACGUUUGUGUACAAACGUUGCUGUAUGUAUCAAGGGUAACGAAACAAGAAUGGGUAAGGGUAAAGGUGGGUUUGACCACUGGAUGGUGAGAGUACCCACAGGGAAGAUCCUUUUUGAAAUAAAUGGUGAUGAUUUGCAUGAAAAAGUCGCACGUGAAGCCUUUAGAAAAGCUGGCACCAAAUUGCCUGGGGUAUAUGAAUUUGUAUCCUUGGAUUCUCUGGUCAGAGUUGGGUUGCAUAGUUUCAAAAAUCCUAAAGACGACCCUGUGAAGAAUUUCUACGAUGAAAGCGCAAAGAAACCGUCUAAGAAGUAUUUGAAUGUUUUAAAGUCUCAAGAACCACAGUAUAAACUUUUCAGGGGUCGUUGA
Saccharomyces paradoxus is the source of this 699-nucleotide messenger RNA. It is a transcript of the gene MRPL16, whose product is annotated as mitochondrial 54S ribosomal protein uL16m. Lineage: Eukaryota; Fungi; Ascomycota; Saccharomycetes; Saccharomycetales; Saccharomycetaceae. Gene Ontology annotation, cellular component: ribosome; mitochondrial large ribosomal subunit. Gene Ontology annotation, biological process: mitochondrial translation. The record is from RefSeq and is a predicted model, not a curated record. Gene Ontology annotation, molecular function: rRNA binding; structural constituent of ribosome. The coding region runs from base 1 to 699 and encodes 232 amino acids. The transcript has a single exon.